UCUGUAGUCAUUGCGAGUGCUUCGAGGAGGGGAUAAAAGGGAGAGGAAAUAUGAAAGUUGAGCGCAGAUUAGAAUGAAAAUUGUCAAUCUCUUUUCUCAUUCAAUUUGUCACUAACGUGAAUAAUGCACGUAAAGUUUCUCUUUUUUACCAAUGCAGUUUUCGUAUUCGCGAACAAUGCCUUGUGGUCCAAUCAUCAUCAUCAAUUAUACGCGGAUAAUCCACAACAAAUAUUACAUAGUAAAAACAAUUCAAAGCAUAUAAUGAAAGGGAACAAUAAACUACACAAGUUAAGACGAGAUAAACCGGUAAUUGAUCAUCAUAUGAAGAAACAAGAAGAAGAAACUAUAUUACCUUGGAAUUUAUCCAAAGAAAGUGAUAGACUGCAUUUUCAUAUACAGGGUCAUGAAGGACCACAAACUUACAUUUUUGGAUUCGAUACUGGAUACGGAAAAAGUAGACAGUAUAGGCUGGAAGAAAGACAUCGGGAUGGUACAAUAAAAGGACAAUAUGGUUAUUACGAUGCAAGGGGUAAAUUAAGAACGAUUCGAUACAUUGCUAAACCCUUUGGGGGGUAUACGGAAAUACACCAUGAAAGUAAUAUAAGAAAGCUAAUAAGUUAAAAGGAAAAUCGAACUUAAUCAAAUGAAAACAGAUACUACACUUUUCAUGCAAUCUUUGAAUUUCUAAUCACAGGAUUCAGAAAUUAUGUACUUUUAAAAAAGAAAAACUGGGUUAAAAUAUUUAUUUAACAGUAACAACAUCUAUAUACGAAAAUAAAAAUAUUGAUACAAAUUGGUGUAACUAGGAUUUUUUUCUGAGGCGGGUCAAAUCCCUUAGUUCGUCAGCUUUAUUAACAAACUCAGAAUUUUAUGAUCUUAGAAUCUCUGAACCUUAUACAAGUGAAGGUCCCAGUCCACAUUUUUGAGAGGCCAGACCCAUCCCUGCCUAGUUUCACCAAUGACACUAAGUAAAUAGUAAAUACAUUGGUAAUAACAAAACUGUAAAGAAAGACCUAUUCCACAUAAUAUGUACACAUAAUAUUAUACUUAAAAUACAACCACCUCCAAAGCUACUUGAAUAAAAA
Osmia lignaria (orchard mason bee) is the source of this 1085-nucleotide messenger RNA. RefSeq lists its product as uncharacterized. NCBI's taxonomy places the organism in Eukaryota, Metazoa, Arthropoda, Insecta, Hymenoptera, Megachilidae. The record is from RefSeq and is a predicted model, not a curated record.